UCCCCACUCAAAUCUUCAACCCCAUAAACUAUAAAUACCACAUUCGUAUUAUUCUUCAUUCUCAUAUUCUUUCAUCUUUCAACAGCUUUUUUCCAAAAGUUAGUUAAUUUCCCAAGCUUUGUUUCACUCUAAGUUUAAGUUCCCAAUUUUUCUUUGUUUCAGCUUUUCAUUUUCACACUUUAAUCAUUUACUUACUAUACAUCUCAAACUUUCUUGGAAAAAAAGGUACUAAACAUACAUCAUGUGUAUGGUGUCAGUUUCUGUUUCCACGGCUGAAAAAGAGACUUUUUUCUCAAGAAUAUGGAAUAGGGUUGUCCUAAAAAAGGCUACUACUCAUAAGGAACAGAAGAGUCUAACAACAACAACAGCUAUAACUACUACUGAUCCACUUUCACUGAGUAGUAGUGAUACUAAUAAUGGUGAAUUAGAGAGGUUGUUUACUUAUUUUGAUGAGAAUGGAGAUGGAAAGGUGUCACCAGCUGAGCUAAGGAGAUGCAUGAAGGCGGCAGGAGGUGCGCUGACGGAGGAGGAGGCUGAGAUGGCAGUGAGGCUAUCUGAUUCUGAUGGGGAUGGGUUGUUGGGGUUGGAAGAUUUUAAAAAGUUGAUGGAGGGUAUGGAGGAAGAGAGGAAUAAAGAGAGUGAGUUAAUUGGAGCAUUUGGUUUGUAUGAAGAUAUGGAAGGUAGUGGAUACAUUACUCCUAAGAGCUUAAAGAAGAUGUUGAGUAGACUUGGCGAGUCAACUUCCAUCGAAAAUUGUAAAGCUAUGAUUAGUAGAUUUGAUAUAAAUGGAGAUGGAGUUCUUAGCUUUGAUGAGUUCAAAGUUAUGAUGACAAAUUAGAAGAGUUCAGAGAAAGAGAGAUUUGUGUACAUAAUAUAAUAUGAUUCUUGAUAAUCAGAUAAUUCUGAUUAAUAUUUUUCAUGGAGAUUUUUUUAGUCUAUAGAUUCAUAAUAGUAAAGCCAAAGGAAAAUACAGCCUUGUAGUAUAUCCAAUUUUAACUUGCUACAACAAAAUUGUUAUCAUAAUGAAUGAAAGUCAAAAGUUGAAGAUAUAGUUUUAACACAAAUGGAAAAAUAUAUUACUACUUCCUAU
Molecule: messenger RNA, 1090 nt
Organism: Capsicum annuum
Lineage: Eukaryota; Viridiplantae; Streptophyta; Magnoliopsida; Solanales; Solanaceae
Product: putative calcium-binding protein CML19
Exons: 1
Coding region: 242-838 (198 amino acids)
Molecular function (GO): calcium ion binding; enzyme regulator activity
Source: RefSeq, a predicted model, not a curated record